Molecule: messenger RNA, 650 nt
Organism: Dipodomys spectabilis (banner-tailed kangaroo rat)
Lineage: Eukaryota; Metazoa; Chordata; Mammalia; Rodentia; Heteromyidae
Gene: Sdhc
Product: succinate dehydrogenase complex subunit C
Exons: 6
Coding region: 39-548 (169 amino acids)
Biological process (GO): mitochondrial electron transport, succinate to ubiquinone; tricarboxylic acid cycle
Cellular component (GO): membrane
Molecular function (GO): succinate dehydrogenase activity; electron transfer activity
Source: RefSeq, a predicted model, not a curated record
GGGGCCAUUCGUCACUUCCGCCCAGGCCGGAAUCCAAGAUGGCUGCGCUGUUGCUGAGACAUACAGGCCGUCAUUGCCUCCGAGCCUACGUUAAUCCUCAGCUCUGUUUCAGAAAUGCUAUUCCUAUGGGAACAACAGCCAAAGAAGAAAUGGAACGGUUCUGGAAUAAGAACACAACUUUAAAUCGUCCUCUGUCUCCCCAUAUCACUAUCUACAGGUGGUCUCUUCCCAUGGUGAUGUCUGUUUUCCACCGUGGCACUGGUAUAGCCAUGAGUGGAGUGAUCUCUCUUGUUGGCUUGUCAUCACUGGUGCUGCCUUGGAACUUUGAGACUUAUUUGGAAUUUUUGAAGUCGCUGAAUCUGGGGCCAACACUGAUCUAUACAGCUAAGUUUGUACUUGCUUUGCCUCUCUCAUAUCACAUGUGGAAUGGGAUUCGACAUUUGACAUGGGACCUAGGAAAGGGCCUGAAGAUUCCCCAGCUCUACCAGUCUGGAGCAGCUGUCUUGGUUCUUACUGUGUUGUGCUCUCUAGGGCUGGCAGCCAUGUGAAGAUCUGAAGUUCCCAUCAUUGUCUUCCUGAAAAUUAUUAUACCAAUUUAUCUUCCUGUUUGUCACUCACCUCCUGCCAAUAAAGGUCUUCUGACUUGUUUA